This is a messenger RNA of Bufo bufo (common toad), 2463 nucleotides long. Its product is annotated as oocyte zinc finger protein XlCOF6-like. The transcript is spliced from 5 exons. NCBI's taxonomy places the organism in Eukaryota, Metazoa, Chordata, Amphibia, Anura, Bufonidae. The record is from RefSeq and is a predicted model, not a curated record. The coding region runs from base 77 to 2212 and encodes 711 amino acids. Gene Ontology annotation, biological process: regulation of transcription by RNA polymerase II. Gene Ontology annotation, molecular function: RNA polymerase II cis-regulatory region sequence-specific DNA binding; DNA-binding transcription factor activity.
ACUUACCACCAGGAUCACUGAGCUGCUGAGCGGAGAGGUUCCUGUAAGGUGUCAGGAUGUCGCUGUCUAUUUCUCCAUGGAGGAGUGGGAGUAUUUAGAAGGACAAAAGGAUCUGUACAAGGACCUCUUGAUGGAGAAUCACCAGUCCCUCACAUCACCGGAUGGAUCCAGUCAGAGAAAUCCACCAGAGAGAUGUCCCAGUCCUCAGUAUUCCCAGGACUGUCCAGGGGAGAAACCAAAUAUCCCACUGGAUCAUCAGGAAAGUUCUGGUGAAACGACGAGUGGACUUGAAAAACCCAUAUCAGUGACUGUGAAUGUGGAAGACUGGAUGAGCGACUCCUAUGGACAUCUCCAUUUAUCUUCCCGUCAUGAAGCUGAAGAUAACAAUACCACACAAGAUGAUUCAAUAACUCCUAAUGUACCCUCAGUCCUUCACAGCAGAGAUCUAUCCACUGAUACUGCUGGUCACAAGAAACCUUCAUCCAAGCAAUUACUGAUUGGUAAAACAAGAACUAAGCAGAAAUGUGGGAACAUUUUUUAUAGUGAGAAACGUUUUAAAAAGAAAUCUAAUCUUUUUUUGCAUGAGAGCAAUUGCAGAGUUAAUGGGUCAUUUUCAUGCUUGACAUGUGGAAAAUCUUUUAGCAUGAAAUCCAUUCUAGUUAGACAUCAGAGAACUCACAUAGGGGAGAAUCCGUAUUCAUGUCCUGAAUGUGGGAAAGGCUUUAACGAUCAAUCAAAUUUUAUUCGGCAUCAAAGAACUCAUACAGGGGAGAAGCCAUAUUUAUGUCCUGAAUGUGGAAAGUGCUUUAGUCAGAAAUCUAUUUUAGUUACACAUCAGAGAACUCACACUGGGGAGAAUCCAUAUUCAUGUCCUGAAUGUGGGAAAGGCUUUAACAAUCAAUCAAAUUUUAUUCGGCAUCAGAGAACUCAUACAGGGGAGAAGCCAUUUUCAUGUCUUGAAUGUGAAAAGUGCUUUAGUCAGAAAUCCAUUCUUGUUACACAUCAGAGAACUCACACAGGGGAGAAUCCAUAUUCAUGUCCUGAAUGUGGGAAACGCUUUAACAAUCAAUCAAAUUUUAUUCGGCAUCAGAGAACUCAUACAGGGGAGAAGUCAUUUUUAGGUCUUCAAUGUGGAAAAUCUUUUAGCAUGAAAUCCAUUCUAGUUAGACAUCAGAGAACUCACUCAGAGGAAAAGCCAUAUUCAUGCCCAGAAUGUGGGAAAUCUUUUAGUCUGAAAACGUGUCUUGUUAGACAUCAGAGAACUCACAUAAGGGAGAAUCCAUAUUCAUGUCCUGUAUGUGGGAAAGGCUUUAACAAUCAAUCAAGUUUUACUAGGCAUCAGAGAACUCAUACAGGAGAGAAGCCAUUUUCAUGUCUUGAAUGUGGAAAGUGCUUUAGUCAGAAAUCCAUUCUAGUUACACAUCAGAGAACUCACACAGGGGAGAAUCCAUAUUCAUGUCCUAAAUGUGGGAAAGGCUUUAACAAUCAAUCAAAUUUUAUUCGGCAUCAGAGAGCUCACACAGGGGUGAAGCCAUGUAUGUGUCUUGAAUGUGGUAAGUAUUUUGAUGCGAAAUCAAUGCUUAUAAAACAUGUAAUAAGUCACACAGGAGAGAAGCCAUUUUCAUCUUCAAAAUGUGUGAAACCUUUUAGCAAGAAAUCACAUGUUGAGGAACAUGAAAAACUCCACUUAGAGGAGAAGCCAUUUAUAUGUUCACAAUGUGGGAAAUGCUUUAAGACUCAAACAAGUUUUUUUCGGCAUCAGAGAACUCACACAGGGGAGAAGCCCUUUUCAUGUCUUGAAUGUGGAAAGUGCUUUAGUCUGAAAACAUGUCUUGUUAGACAUAAGAGAACUCAUACAGGGGAGAAGCUAUUUUCAUGUCUUGAAUGUGGAAAGUGCUUUAGUCGGAAAUCAAAUCUUGUUGCACAUCAGAGAACUCACACAGGGGAGAAGUCAUUUUCAUGUCUUGAAUGUGGAAAGUGCUUUAGUCGGAAAUCAAAUCUUGUUGCCCAUCAGAGAAGUCACACAGGGGAGAAGCCAUUUUCAUGUUCAGAAUGUGGGAAAUGUUUUGGUCAGAAAUCAAAUCUUGUUAAACAUCAGAGAAGUCACACAGGGGAGAAGCCAUUUAUGUGUUCUGAAUGUGGGAAGUGUUUUGGUGUGAAAUCAUUGCUUAUACAACAUCUAAGAAGUCACACAAGAGGGAAUCCAUUUUAAUGCUCAGAAUGUGGGAAACAUUUUAGCCAGAAAUCAAAUCUUGUGAAACAUCUAAGAACCCACUUAGGAGAGAAGCCAUUUUCAUGUCUUGAAUGGGGUAAAUCUUUUGGUAUAAAGCAAAUCUUGUCAGACAUCAGAGAACUCACACAAAUGAGAAGACAUUUUCAUGUUCAGAAUGUGGGAAAUGUUUCACCUGUCAAGCAACUGUUGGUCGACAUCACAGAAGCCAUAUUUAUGUGGAAAAUGUGAGA